Molecule: messenger RNA, 264 nt
Organism: Pichia kudriavzevii
Lineage: Eukaryota; Fungi; Ascomycota; Pichiomycetes; Pichiales; Pichiaceae
Exons: 1
Coding region: 1-264 (87 amino acids)
Molecular function (GO): RNA binding
Source: RefSeq, a predicted model, not a curated record
AUGGACACAGAGACAAGCCUCUAUGUGGGGAACUUGGACGCCCAGGUCGACGACGCCCUCCUCUACGAGCUGUUUCUACAACUGGCGCCCGUCUCCAGCGUGCGAUUGCCGCGGGACCGUGUCUCGGGGACCCAUCAGGGAUUUGCCUUUGUGCGGUUCCCCAGCAGUGCCGACGCCGAGUACGUGCUCAAAGUGGCCGACGGCAUAGUCCUCUAUGGACGUUCCCUCCGUGUUGAUAGAGAACGAAAUGGAAGGAGACAUUGA